AUGCAAGUUGAGUCCCGUCUUUGGCCCAACGCCGAUCUGGCGGACACCAAUUUCCGAGUUCCUCAGGUUGAGAAGAUGUCCAACAUAUCAUCUCCAUCUGCCUGUGCGAUUUCAUAUGGCAGCCGUUCAUUCCGCCAAGAUCGCCUACCGAAUCAUCAAGGGGUGAGCCAGUUUUUGGAAGCAGUGUCCGAGUCACUCUCCGCCACGGGUGGACGAAGUGAGAGUGUAUGGAGAGUCUUGACCCUACGCGGUAUCGACGCGCUUGGCGGACCCAUCACAGAAUCAAGUCAAGUAAAGUCCACGGUGCAACGAGUGCUCGAGACUCUCCGACCGUUGACUACACCAUCUGAGUCGGCAGACCUCAAGGAGGCUUUGAUCAGCAUUGCCUCAAAGUCGGUCACGCUGUGGGAAAGCGCUCGGAAGGACGAGGCCAGACUUGUCGUCGUAAAGCAGCCCGAUCCCAGCGACGAGAACAAAUGGCAAGCGGAAGACAUGUGCGGUAUGGAGGAGCUCUCGAUGCCACCCGAUGGAAAGAUUGACACCACGGGUCUCGACCCGCUUUGUCUCUUCCCGAGUCUUCUCCAUAUCAACUCACGCGGUGAAACCGUGGUCCUCCACCGAGGCAGCGCACUCUUUCCGACCGCGCGCGUGUGGAUUCAAGGGAUGUUGGGGAAGGCUAGGCAUGAGGAGGAGCUGGCGAAAGCGCUCAUGGAGGCGCGCUCCAAGGUGAACGCUCGACGGAUUUCGUUUUCAGUGGGCCCGAACAGUCCUACGGGAGGAAAGUUGGACACAAAGCCGGUCCCCGACGGCAAUUAA
Molecule: messenger RNA, 816 nt
Organism: Letharia columbiana
Lineage: Eukaryota; Fungi; Ascomycota; Lecanoromycetes; Lecanorales; Parmeliaceae
Exons: 1
Coding region: 1-816 (271 amino acids)
Source: RefSeq, a predicted model, not a curated record